GACGAUGUAUCUUGGGUUUAAAUCAUCUAAUGAUCCAUUUAUUGAAAUAAUAUAACGCAGUUCAGUAUGUUCUUGAGGGAACAUGGGAAAGAAGGAUAGAAAUAAAAAAGGAGCGUCAAUAAAUAAGUCCUUCGUACAGCAAAAUGAGAAAAUUAAGACUCCGUCCUAUAUACAAAUGCUCAAGUUCUCAACCAAAGGCGAUAGAUUUCUGAUGCUGCUAGGCACUGCAGCCGCUCUAGCUUCUGGAGCUGUUGAUCCACUCAACCGACUUUUCUUCGGAGAACUCACUCAGAGCGUCAUCGAUUAUGCCCGUAACUGCUCCGUCAACGCGCAAGUAUGUUCAGACUCAACUGACGCGUUUAUGGAUGCGAUUGCUGAGUUCGCCUACAAGAAUGCUCUCAUUGGAGUUGCCUCUCUCAUUCUUUUGUAUGUCGCGUCAGAAACAUUCAACUACACCGCUAUCCGACAGGUGUUUAAAGUAAGAUCGCUGUACUUGAAAAGCCUGUUGAAUAAAGACAUAUCGUGGUAUGAUGUAAACACCUCAGGAGAUUUUGCUAGCAGGAUGGGAGACGAUUUAUCGAAAUUCGAAGAGGGAAUCGGCGAAAGGAUUCCCCUCUUCCUAGCACUACAGGGGAGCUUUAUAUCGUCCUUGGUCCUCGCCAUUGUUAAAGGGUGGGAACUGGCUCUGAUUUGUGUGGUAUCGCUUCCCAUUUCAAUAACUUCCACAGCAAUUAUAUCGUUUUUUAUUACCAAACUCUCUAAAAAGGAGCUGGACGCCUAUGGUGCGGCGGCUGCCGUUGCUGAAGAGGUGCUUUCCUCUAUUCGAACAGUGGUCGCAUUCGGUGGACAAAACAAAGAAAAGGAACGCUACGACAGCAAACUUAUCACUGCCAGGAAAUGCAGCGACAAGAAGACAUUUUUACAGGCCAACUUCUACGGAAUAUAUUGGUUUUUUAUUUUGUCCAGUUACGGUCUCGCAUUUUGGUACGGCAUCAAACUGAUGCUCAGCCAACGGGACUGGGACGAUCCCGUUUACACCCCUGGAAAUAUGGUUACCGUGUUUUUCAGCGUCAUGACAGGUAGUCAAAACUUUGCUAUUGCGGCGCCGUUCAUCGAAUUGUUCGCUGUUGCCAAAUCGGCCGGUGGUAAGAUAUUCCACAUCAUUGAGUCGAAACCAGUGGUCAAUUUAUCGAAGGGCAGCGGCGAAAAGGGCGAUGGUGUUCAGGGAAACAUCAAAUUUUCAGACGUCAAUUUCAGUUAUCCUUCAAGAAAUGACGUACCAAUCUUGCAAGGACUUAAUUUGGAAAUAACGGCAGGAGAAACGGUCGCCCUCGUUGGAAGUUCUGGAUGCGGAAAAUCGACCGUAUUACAAUUGAUCCAAAGAUUUUACGACCCGAAUGGAGGAAAGGUUUUUGUUGACGGAGUAGACAUCAGAGAUCUAGAUCUAUCUUGGUACAGAUCUUUCAUUGGGGUUGUAGGUCAAGAGCCGAUACUUUUCGACAAUACCAUCGAGGAGAACAUCAAGUACGGAUACCCAAAUGCGACUUUCGAAGAUGUCGUCGCGGCUGCAAAAAAAUCGAACGCUGAUAAUUUUAUCAACAUGCUUCCCAAUGCGUAUAAAACCAUCGUAGGUGAAAGAGGUGCUCAGUUAUCUGGUGGGCAAAAACAACGGAUAGCAAUCGCUAGAGCUUUGGUUAGAAACCCUGCGCUACUCUUGUUGGAUGAAGCUACGUCAGCGUUAGACACCAACAGCGAAGCGAAAGUUCAAUCUGCAUUGGACUCGGCAAGCAAACAAUGUACGACCAUAAUAGUCGCUCACAGAUUGUCGACGAUAAAAGGUGCUAACAAAAUCGUAGUUCUAUCCAAAGGCUCUGUGGUAGAACAAGGGACACACGAAGAACUAAUGGCUCUCAAAGGGGAAUAUCAUGCUUUGGUAACCACCCAAGCCAAGUCGGAAGAAUUAUUAGAAAAAAAUUACCAGCGGGAAAGUACCGAAGUUGAAGACGAGGACAGCAACAUUAAACUUGUGAAAGAAGAGCUGACCGAUGUGGAUCAGGAUGUAGACAUUUUCGUAAAAAAAGCAUCGAUCUGGUCUAUAGUCAAAAUGAACGCUCCUGAAUGGUUUUAUCUGAUCGUGGGAAGCAUAGGUGCGGCUUUGAUGGGCUGUUCGAUGCCUAUUUUUGCAGUUAUAUUUGGUAGCAUACUGCAGGUUCUUGAAAACACGGACGCAGACUACGUGAGAUCAGAAACAAAUAAAUACUGCCUUUAUUUCGUCGGCGCCGGUGGCUUGGCAGCCGUUUCCACAUUUUUACAAAUGUACAUGUUCGGAGUAGCGGGUCAAAAGCUUACGCUAAGACUUAGAAGUCAGAUGUUCGAAGCCAUGCUGCGUCAAGAAAUGGGUUACUUUGAUCGCAAAACAAACGGAGUUGGUGCGCUCUGCGCUCAGCUUUCCGGUGAAGCAGCUCAUGUUCAAGGGGCCACUGGGUUACGGGUUUCCUCCAUCAUGAAUUCAAUGACCGGCCUCGUACUCGCCGUGGUUUUGUCUGUGUACUACCAAUGGAAAUUGGGUCUUGUGGCGCUGGGUUUCUUCCCGGUAAUGAUAGGCGCUAUGUUUCUUCAACGGCAAAUGUCAUUCGGAGAGAACGAGGAAUACCGCAUCUCUUUGCAGAAGUCGACUAAGGUUGCUGUAGAGGCGGUGGGGAACAUUCGAACAGUGGCCUCCCUUGGGUGCGAGGAGGUGUUUUAUCAGAUCUAUGUAGAGGAACUGCUUCCGCAUAUCAAAAGAAGUAUCAAAGGUACGCACGGACGAGCAUUCAUUCUUGGAUUAUCCAAAGGGUUAUCUUUCUUCGCGUACGCUACUUGUAUGUACUAUGGAGGGUAUUUAAUUAAAGGCAAAGAAGUGGAGUAUGGCGACGUGUAUAAAGUAUGCCAGGCCUUGAUAAUGGGUACCAAUUCCAUCGCUAAUUCGUUGGCAUUUACGCCCAAUAUGGACAAAGGACUCAGAGCUGCCAAAAACAUCAUGAAUCUCCUUAACCGCGUUCCAAAAAUAAAAGACAAUCCCGAGGCCGUAGACAAAACUUCGGCUAAUGGCAAUGUCGAGUAUUCCAACAUAUCCUUCUCAUACCCGACAAGAGAGGACGCAACCAUUUUGAAUGGGUUAGAAUUAAAUGUUCUCCAAGGCAAAACAGUAGCCCUGGUAGGAUCUAGCGGCUGUGGCAAAUCUACUAUCGUCCAGCUAUUGGAAAGGUUUUACGAUCCGACCUCUGGAAAAGUCUCUUUGGACGGCGACGACCUCAAAAAAAUUACGCUCUCCUCUUUACGGUCCCAUUUGGGCAUCGUAUCUCAGGAACCGAAUUUAUUUAGCAAAACUAUAGGAGACAAUAUAGCUUACGGUGACAACUCCAGGGAAAUUGAUGAAGGCGAAAUCAUCGAAGCCGCCAAGAAAGCAAAUAUUCACAACUUCAUUUCAUCACUGCCAUUAGGUUAUAACACCAAACUAGGGGAAAAAGGAACUCAAUUAUCAGGAGGCCAGAAACAGAGGAUAGCAAUUGCCAGAGCCCUGGUGAGGAAUCCUAAAGUUUUGCUGUUAGACGAGGCAACAUCCGCUCUCGACACCGAAAGCGAAAAGGUUGUUCAGGAAGCACUGGACAACGCAAAACAAGGAAGAACUUGCAUCACCAUUGCUCACAGAUUGAGCACGAUUCAGGACGCGGACUUGAUAUGCGUCAUAGAUGGCGGAAAGGUGGCAGAAAAAGGGACACACCACGAUUUACUAGAGAAGAGGGGUUUGUAUUUUAAAUUGCACACUCUUCAGCAUAAAUAACUGUUCCUCUCUUAAGAACUAAAUUUCCCUAUUUUGUGUAUAAGGUGU
Molecule: messenger RNA, 3871 nt
Organism: Cylas formicarius (sweet potato weevil)
Lineage: Eukaryota; Metazoa; Arthropoda; Insecta; Coleoptera; Brentidae
Product: ATP-dependent translocase ABCB1-like
Exons: 22
Coding region: 83-3823 (1246 amino acids)
Biological process (GO): transmembrane transport
Cellular component (GO): membrane
Molecular function (GO): ATP hydrolysis activity; ATP binding; ABC-type transporter activity
Source: RefSeq, a predicted model, not a curated record